Messenger RNA from Brassicogethes aeneus, 435 nucleotides. NCBI's taxonomy places the organism in Eukaryota, Metazoa, Arthropoda, Insecta, Coleoptera, Nitidulidae. The record is from the annotation of a GenBank genome assembly.
UGUCAAACGUCAAUGUACAAAAACUUUACAGGCAUUUAAAAAAAAUUCCAAUGGCGCAGUCGACGGUGUUCCGAAGGUUAUUCCAGACCACCGUUCAGGACUUCGCUAAAUGUGAAAGACCACAGGACCCCCCGCACAAGGGGGGCGGCUACAAAAUCUACAAAAAGUUGGUCUUCUUGGUAGGUUUACCGGCAGUUUUAAUGGCGGCGGCCUACACCUAUAUGUCGCACCAAAGGUGUCACCACGAGAGGCCGGAGUUCGUUAAGUACCCCUAUUUGAGGAUAAGGUCUAAGAGGUAUCCCUGGGGGGAUGGAAAUCGCACGUUUUUUCACAAUUGCGAGGUUAAUGCUUUGCCGGAUGGCUAUGAAGAUUGCGAAAAGUGUGAUGAUGAUGAAGCUGCACCUUCAGAAUAGUAAAUAUAAACAAUUUUGACAA